Molecule: messenger RNA, 3159 nt
Organism: Nestor notabilis (Kea)
Lineage: Eukaryota; Metazoa; Chordata; Aves; Psittaciformes; Psittacidae
Exons: 8
Molecular function (GO): protein binding
Source: RefSeq, a predicted model, not a curated record
AUGACAAAAACCAGUAUAACAAAGGAAAGUAUUUUGGAAAGAAGAGGAAGAGAUGAACAGUUGUCACCCAUUUGUAAAUGCCAGCAAAAUGUAGGAAGCCAUGAAAAUAAAGCAGGUGAGGCUCUGGCUCACUUCACUGAGCCACUGGAUGUAAAGGGUAUUGAAGAAGAUGGAAAAGAUCAUGCAAACAAGAAUCGGAGUAGCUUGGAUGCAUCUGAAGAUAGAGACCUUGAUAAUGUAUCGGACAGUGAAAAAGAAGGAAAGAAAGAAAAGAACUACCCUCCUCAAAUGUUCUCUCCUCAGCAAGAUGAAAUCCUAACUACAGUAACUUUUGGUGAAUCAGAGGGCUCAUCCACAGGAAAAAUUACACUAUGGGGCAAGCCAGACUCCGCAGAGUUGGUUAGUUCGACUGCUAGGAAAAUUACUGCAGAAGUAAAAUGUGGUUCUUUCAGUGUGAAAGUAGAAAUUAAGAAUGUUUCUUUGUUUGAUUCUGAAACAAAUCUUGUAGCUGAAAGCCAGAAAAGUUCAAAGAACAAUAAACAUUGUCAUGAAAGACAAUACCAGAAAAGCCAGUGUUCAAAAUGUUCAAAGUACCAGUGUCCUUCAACUGACUGUUCAGCAGAACACAGUGAGCAAUAUAAGGGAUCCUCUAAACAUAAAAUUCAAACUGACAUCAACAAAAAUGCCUCCCUGAAAUUGAACAUUGACACAAAGGAGAUUGAAGUGGAAUUUACCAGCAGAAAGAAAAAUCUAAAGGUUAGCAUCAAACCUGGUGAACAGGCACAGAGCAAAACCUGCAACAGGGAACAUGAAGAUACGUAUUGGAGUGAAACAGAUUAUUCUGUAACAGAGGCACCUUGCAAUACAGAUUGUGAGUCAUCUUUUAGCUUUCAUGAAAAAGUAGACUAUACAUUCCUAGAUGGAUGUACACUUCUCCCUCCACCUAAAGAAUUUGCUGACUGUGACAAAAUGCAUUUGGAUACAGUUGCAGAGAGAGCAUCUUUGUACCCUGUUAGUGACAGAAAGGAAUCUGACAGCCUCUCUCCAGCCUUGAAAAAUUUCGAAGAAGAAAGCUAUUUCUGUAAACCUAGUAACACCUGCAAUAACCCAAACUUUGGGAAGGAGCAUAUCAGUAAGAACAAUAUAUUAGCUCAAGAAAGAAAUAACUGUGAGAAAUGUAGAGACACAGGGCAAAAACCAGGAAGAAGAAAGUCUUUCCCAGAUACUACUCUUGAUGUACCAUCACCAGUGCACCCUAGAAGGGAUUCUGGGUUUUAUUCAUUGCCAUCCUUAAAAGUAUUUCCUAAGGAGACCAAAGCAGGAGAUGUUAAUAACAAGAACUCACAUGUUCAUACCAGCUAUACAGAACUUGGUAAGUGUCCUGACUUGACCUCCUCACUGGGAAGCCUGAGAGGUCUUAUGUCUUCGUAUCAUUAUGCUUUCACCUCAUUUGAUCAUAAUAUUACCAUUUAUACAUCUGAACCUGAAGAAAGUCUAGAUGACACUUGUUUACUGAAUGACUCUGCAGGCUAUGUGAGGCAAGGUGAAGACACAUUAAUGGAGAGUCUUCAUUCCAGUGGUAUUGUAAGUAAGAAAAAAGAAAAUGGGCAUGAAGAACCUCUGAGAAACCUAGCCAUAUGGGAGGAAGACUCUGAGUCUAUCGAAGAUGCUUUAGAUGAAGGGACACCAGAGUACAACCAUAUAGAAAAGCACACUGAAUUGCAGAACAAAGCUCAGCUGGUACAGGUCUCUCCAUGUUCUAGAAGCCCUUCAGGUGAACAUAUUAAUGACAAGGAAAGUACUAAUUAUACAUCUACAGAAAGUGCUCAAAACCAUCUUUCAACUUUACACCCACCCACUGCAGAGGCUGAGGUAGCAAAGAAAAGGAGAGGGUCAGUAAUGACUGUGAUAACUGGAGGAAUAGAACGAAGACUCGUCCAAGGUGACACUAAAUUGAUACCUGAUUCUUUUGGCUCUGCAGUGAGAAAAGAGCCUAAAGUUCCCUGUAGUAUAGAUGAAAAGUCCUUGCUGUCAUCCUUGUUACUAGAUCCUGAGGAGCAUGACAUUAAUAAUGAAUCAGAAAGUUUUUCUGAGACAAAAGACAUAUCUGGGAAUAUCCUUCUUGACUCCGACUGCCAUAAUGAUUCAGCAGGGGAUGCCAUUUUAUCUACCUCUUCAGCAUACACAGAAAACAAAGAGAAUUUCACAGAAGAUUCAAAUGCCAAGGAAAGACCAGAGAACUUUUGCUGUAAACUGUCAACUGAUGAUAGCUUAAGAAGAGAGCCUGGAGCACAUCAACUACCUCAGUUAGCCAAAUCCAACUGUAAUGAAAUUGAGAAGAAGACUGAAAUGAAACAAGAUUUUCAUCAGAAUGCAGAUAUCCCCCUAUCAUCAGUAAAACGUAUUAGUCAGAAAGACUUGAAAUCAGAAAUGAAUAAAACCAGAAAGCUACCUUUGAUGAAAGACACCAGAGCCAGUGAUAGUUCCCAGGAAGAAGCAAUAGACCAGUGGGCCAGGAAACGGAAACAGUUCAAGGACAGCAAAAAGUGCAGUUCCACUGGAGGAAGCUCCAUAAACAGCACAAUCACUGAGGGAUCAAUAAAUUCAGAGGAUGCUCGGUCAGUAGAUCUGGGACUACACUCUGAAAAUGAGGAUGGAGGUUUUUAUACAGAAAACUUUCAUUCUGCUUCCUGGGUUUUCAGAGGAGAUGAUGUCUCUCCAGAUAAUAGUCCUAGAUGUCUCAGCAAAAGGCCUAGACCAGUGGCAAUCCGUGAAAGAACUGUGAAGAUCGCUAAAGGAACUGGCAGUUACCCUUGGGGUUUCAGGAUCCAGUUCUCAAAGCCUAUCCUUGUGACUGAAGUUGACACAAACAGUGCAGCUGAAGAAGCAGGGCUUCAGGUUGGGGAUAUUCUGAUAGCAGUCAAUGGAACUGAUGUCACCAACAUGCCACAUUCAGAAGCUGCUAAUCUGGCAAGGAAAGGUCCUGAUAUCCUGACUAUGACAGUGGGAUCAGAUAUCAGCCGUUACCCUAACACCCCCAGACCUACCUGCCGAGGAUAUUUGCAUAAACGAACCCAGUCAGCAAUACUGAAGGGCUGGAGAAAGAGGUGGUUUGUGCUGAAACAUAAUGGCUACCUGCAGUAUUACAAACACAAGAAG